This is a messenger RNA of Lichtheimia ornata, 402 nucleotides long. RefSeq lists its product as uncharacterized. The coding region runs from base 1 to 402 and encodes 133 amino acids. The transcript has 3 exons. Gene Ontology annotation, biological process: iron-sulfur cluster assembly. Gene Ontology annotation, cellular component: cytoplasm; mitochondrion. Gene Ontology annotation, molecular function: 2 iron, 2 sulfur cluster binding. The record is from RefSeq and is a predicted model, not a curated record. Lineage: Eukaryota; Fungi; Mucoromycota; Mucoromycetes; Mucorales; Lichtheimiaceae.
AUGUCGAUUGGAGCCGUUGUUAGACAAGCAGCCAACAAUUCAGCAAAGAGCAGUGCCGGUUCACGUUUACGGUUGAGAAAAGCAGCAUUGACACUGACACCAGCAGCUGUGGGACGACUAAAGAACUUGACGAGUGGACCAACACCUCAGUAUCUACGAGUGGGUGUGAAGCAAAAGGGAUGUUCAGGCAACUCUUACAUGCUUGAGUUUACCGACUCAAAGGGCAAGUUUGAUGAAGUGGUGCAACAAGAUGGUGUCACCGUACUCGUGGAUUCCAAAGCAUUGAUUACGAUUCUUGGAUCAGAGAUGGAUUAUGUCGAAGAUAAGCUGUCGUCUCAAUUCGUAUUCCAUAAUCCCAAUGCCAAAGGUGUCUGUGGAUGUGGUGAAUCCUUUGCAGUGUAA